This is a messenger RNA of Culex quinquefasciatus (southern house mosquito), 971 nucleotides long. Its product is annotated as glycine-rich cell wall structural protein 2-like. The record is from RefSeq and is a predicted model, not a curated record. The coding region runs from base 157 to 597 and encodes 146 amino acids. NCBI's taxonomy places the organism in Eukaryota, Metazoa, Arthropoda, Insecta, Diptera, Culicidae. The transcript is spliced from 3 exons.
UCAUAAUCACGGCCCGUGUCGGAUAUAUAAAGGUGUGACCCACUCUUGGCUAGGAUUCUGUGCAAGUUCAACAGUUAAGCAUAAUAAAGCCGUGCAAUAACAGCUCAGUAUCGUUAAAGUCACCCUCCGGUUACAAGUUGUUCAUUUCUGCCCACCAUGAAGCUCAUCAUUGCAGGUAGUUUGGUGGCAAUGGCAGUUGUCCUGCAAACUAUACAAGGAGCACCAACGCCACAAGCCACCGUUGUGCAGAACAACCCGGGAUCUGCCAGCAGCAGCAGUGCGUCAGACUCUGCCCUGGACGAUCUGGAAGGAGCGGAAACUGCCCACAAGGGUUACGGCCAUAAAGGGGGCUACGGAGGAGGAGGAGGAUACGGUGGAGGCUACGGAGGAGGAUAUGGAGGGGGUUAUGGAGGCGGCAAACAUAGAGGAUAUGGAGGUGGCUAUGGAGGUCAUGGUGGAGGUUCUGGGGUGUUUAAAAUUGCUUUGAUCUACGGGGGUGGUCACGGCGGAUACGGCGGGGGACAUCGAGGUGGAUACGGAGGAGGCUACGGUGGACAUGGUCACGGACACAAACACGGCCAUGGGCACUGGGGAUAAUAACGAGUUGAUAGUCGAUAAUUUUUAAGGAUAGUUAAAGUUGUUUAAAGAGGAGUUAGUAUGGUCAAUCAUGAAUGAAAUAAAAUAUCACAAAUGGUAACUUAGUUUUCUAUCAGAAAAAAAAAUCAAAUUUUUAUUUGAAGAUAUACUUUUGUAAAAAGUUCCAAAAAUUACACUUAUCCAUCCGAAGCCACUAUUAUCCGAAGUUUCGAUUAUCUGAGCUCUCAAUACAAUCAAUUAAAAAUUUGAAUAUGCUAUGCUAAUGCUUAUAUGCUAUCUUGUCGCACGAGUAUUUUGGGCCAAAUUGAGUUUAGAACGUGUGCAGCUCUCAACAGAUCCUCAAAAUUCGAUUUCAAUCCUGAUAUUCAAUAAAA